CCUUCAUUAGCAGUCGAGUGGAGCGGAGGGAACGAGGACCUUAUCAUUAAAAAGAAGGGUCUAGCAUAAAGAGCACAAGGAAGAGUUUUAUCCUCAGGAAUUUUAAUAUCAAACGCAUACACGUCAUUAGCCUACAUCAGCGCGUGAUGCUCUCUAUGGAACAAUCUCACAGAGAAUCAGCUACAGUCGUAGCUCAUUGAACAAAGUAGACAGCUAGCCGGGAUGCGGGUAAUUCUGUUUGCAGCUACAGUGCUCUUUGCGCACGAGUUCGCAGCGGCCGAGCCGAAAUGCCCAUCCAAGUGUGAUGUGAGUAAAUGUCUGAGCCCGAGCUGUCCGAGCGGGUAUGUGCCCGACCUCUGCAACUGCUGUCUGGUGUGCAGCCUGGGCGAGGGAGCGUCUUGCGGGCGGAAGGAUGAUGCUCCGUGCGGCGACGGGCUAGAGUGUAAAUUCCCAGCCGGUAAGCGACUUUUCAAAGGAGUUUGCCAGUGUAAGACAACUCACAGAGUGUGUGGCAGCGACGGAAAGACCUACGGGAAUGUGUGCAAGAUGAGAGCAGCCGCGCGUAAAGCGCAACAGCGGGGGAUCCCUGAGAUAACCCAAACGCACAAGGGUCCAUGUGCAGUAUCAAACCCAGAUCCAGCACAUCUGAACAGCCCAAGAUACAAGUUCAACUUUAUCGCUGAUGUGGUGGAGAAGAUCGCGCCUGCUGUGGUACACGUCGAGCUCUUCCUCAACCAUCUGUUUGGCCGUCAUGUACCUCUGUCAAGCGGUUCUGGAUUCAUUAUGACACAGUCUGGUCUGAUUGUGACCAACGCUCAUGUGGUUGCUAGCAGCGCACCAGUCACAGGCCGUCAGCAUCUACGAGUGCAGCUACACAGCGGCCAGACAUACGAGGCCUCCAUCAGAGACAUUGACAAGAAGUCUGAUAUAGCCACUAUCAAAAUUAACCCAAAGAAAAAAUUACCUGUGUUAUCACUGGGUCAGUCUGCCGACCUGAGGCCCGGUGAGUUUGUGGUUGCCAUUGGCAGUCCAUUUGCGCUUCAGAACACAGUCACAACAGGCAUCGUCAGCACGACACAGAGAGACGGAAAAGAGCUCGGCAUCCGGGAUUCUGACAUGGACUACAUCCAAACUGACGCUAUCAUCAAUUAUGGAAACUCAGGAGGACCCCUUGUUAAUCUGGAUGGCGAGGUGAUCGGAAUAAACACACUAAAAGUCACUGCAGGGAUCUCUUUUGCAAUUCCAUCAGACCGAAUCAAUAAAUUCCUUAAUGAAUCUAAUGAUAAAGAGCAGAAAGUCAAACAAAGGGUAGUCAGGACAAACUUCACACAAUCUCAAGCUAUGAAGACUGCCUCAGAUGUUCAAGCCCCAAAGAAAAGAUUUAUUGGAAUCAAGAUGGUCACUUUAACAGAGAACUUAGUCCAGGGGCUAAAAUGGCAUAAUCCAGACUUUCCAGAUGUCGGUAGUGGAAUUCUUGUCCAUGAAGUUGUCCCAGACUCCCCAGCUCAGAAAGGUGGGCUCGAAACAGGUGAUGUUAUAAUGAAGCUAAACGGCCAUCCUUUGGUCAACACUGGAGAACUACAGGAGGCCAUUCAGGAAGACAUACCCCUUCUUCUGGAAGUACGGCGUGGUAACGAUGACCUACUGUUUAACAUUGAGCCUAAUAUCCUCAUGCAAUGACAACGUCAGAGAUGGGGAACCAGAGAAGUGAUCAGAAGGACAAGCACAAGUGAAGAAGAUUGCUAGAGACUUAAGUGUGCUUGAGUUUCUACAGAUGAAUGAAGUUAGAGGAGCGCGUCCUUGCAUCUGGGUUUCAAAGGACAAUGGGAGGAAAAAAGAACAAUUGCCUACCAAACUAAUACUAUAUUGAAUGUUUCUUUCGAGACUGAGCUGGACUGACUGAGAGAUCAUUUAGAAAAAUAAAAUAAGCAAUUUGUUGAUACACUUUACCCAUAGGCUACUGAAUGGUUUUGGUAAAUGAAGUGUAUUAUUUAAAAUUUAUAUGAUUCUUAUCUGUGUUCUUUGCACACAGCUUUUGUCAAGGCAAUGGCUAAUAUUUUGUUUAUAAUUUUUUUUUUAAAAUCAUGAUAUUUGUAAAAUUAAUAUGUAUUUUGAUAAGUGACUGUUUUACAGUUUACAAGGACUUUGAUGAUUGUAAUGAAAUGUUUGGGAUUAUCACAACUAUUUUACUUAUUAUCUGUAACACACGGUGUAUUCUAGAGAAGAAACAGGCAGAAGAAGUCUAGACUUCAUGACAUUAGUUCAUUUCUUUAACAUCCUGCACAUAGAGGAACAAAUAAAAGGAGCUAAAUGUA
Messenger RNA from Puntigrus tetrazona (Sumatra barb), 2315 nucleotides. RefSeq names its product HtrA serine peptidase 3a (gene htra3a). Gene Ontology annotation, biological process: proteolysis. NCBI's taxonomy places the organism in Eukaryota, Metazoa, Chordata, Actinopteri, Cypriniformes, Cyprinidae. Gene Ontology annotation, cellular component: extracellular region. Gene Ontology annotation, molecular function: serine-type endopeptidase activity; protein binding. The record is from RefSeq and is a predicted model, not a curated record.